Pipistrellus kuhlii (Kuhl's pipistrelle) is the source of this 2895-nucleotide messenger RNA. Its product is annotated as selection and upkeep of intraepithelial T-cells protein 8-like. The coding region runs from base 322 to 1194 and encodes 290 amino acids. NCBI's taxonomy places the organism in Eukaryota, Metazoa, Chordata, Mammalia, Chiroptera, Vespertilionidae. Gene Ontology annotation, molecular function: signaling receptor binding. Gene Ontology annotation, cellular component: external side of plasma membrane. The transcript has 5 exons. Gene Ontology annotation, biological process: T cell receptor signaling pathway; regulation of cytokine production. The record is from RefSeq and is a predicted model, not a curated record.
UUGGGACCUGUCUCUUGCAACUAUAACAUGGAGUUCUCUUGGUGAUGCAAGGUUUAGCUGCAAAUAGAUCUGAGAUUUUAUAAUACGUGAAACAGAUACAUUGCUGGUUUUCCUAUGAAGGGACUUUGAUAUCAGAUGUCAGGGGAAAAUAGUUCCUCCAACAGGCAAUAGGUGGAAGCUCUGGUAAAUAGAGAGCCCGCUUGACUGAAGUGUAGCUGUUACCAACUGUUGGUGGAGGAACACUGCUGAAUCACCUUGAGACCUUGAGGUGACUUUCUGAAGGACCCAAAAGAAAUUUCUCCUGGAUCCUAGAGCUCAGGCAUGAUGAAGCUUAAAUCCUCUUCUUUUUCUGGGUACUGUGUGGGCUUUCUUUUCCUACAAGUGAUGACAUCAACAUCAGAAAAGUGGACAGUGACCAUUCCCACAGGACACUUGGUGGCUAUGGUAGGAGGACAAACUGAGUUUAGCUGCCAGUUGUCCCCACCACAAAGUGCAAAACAUAUGGAGGUGUCCUGGUUCAAGGGUGACCAUUCUACUAGUAAGCUUGUUCACCUAUACAGAGAUGGUCAUGAAGUGAAAGGGAAAGCUUCCUCAGAAUAUGUGGAUCGCACAGAGUUUGUGAAAGAAGCAAUUGGGGAGGGCAAAGUGACGCUCAGACUUCAUAAUAUCCGUGUUUCUGAUAAUGGAACAUACCAGUGCUCCUUUAAGGACAGCAACUUCAGCAAUGUGGCAAGCAUGGACCUGAAUGUAGCAGCAUUAGGCUUGGAGACACAGAUUCAUAUUCAGGCUCCUGGAAUUCAUGGACUUAUGGUGGAGUGUAACUCAGGAGGCUGGUUCCCACAGCCCCAGAUGGUGUGCAGGGACAGCAAGGGAGAGGUAAUUCCACAUUCAUCACUGUCCUAUUCACAAGAUGGAGCUGGAUUAUUCCACAUCAAGAUGACUCUUCUCAGAUACAAAUCACAGGGUGAUAUGAUUUGUUACAUUCGCAACCCUCUAUCAGAUGAAGAGAAACAAAUAAAGAUCAUCUUAGCUGGUGACCUGUUUAUUCCUGUCCACAGUUUGCUAAUGACUUUCAUUCCACUUUUCUGUGUGAUGCUGUGUUUUGUUUUUGUGUUCCUUUUCUCUCGAGAGAUAUUCAAAAGAAUAGGCAACUGCUACAACAAAGGUAAGAGUCAUUUAGGGCAUCUUUCUUAAUGUGUCACAUGGUGGGCUUAAAUAGAGCAGCAUGAUAUUUGUCACAAGUGCUAAAUCUUACAUAGAAUGAUUUAGGGCUUGUUUCUCACUUUAGAAAUGUUAAACUCCACACCUCUCAAUUAGGAGCUUCCCAGAACAAGGGUUUUUAGAGGAAUAAGGUCAAUAUACAUGUCUCCUGAGCUGCAUAGGCCCAGUUGCUUCUGUAUUCCCCGGGAGUGCUUCCUCUCUUAGGUAAGAGUCUAUCCAAUCAAAAUUAAAUGUAUCUAGGAUACACUUCAUUUGAUCACAAUCUCCUUGCCUGCACAGAUUGCCAUCAAUGUUUAAGAUACUAUCUCCAUUUGAGGACUAGAACAAAAUUAACAUGAAAAAGAAAUAGACCUCUAAGCCAACAAGUCCUUUGUAACCAGACUGUUCCCUAGGGUUUUAUGGCUAAACUAAAUGACUAUAUCAUCUUUCUUUAUGAACAGAUCACUGAAUGAUACAGUGGCCCAUCAUGUACAUGUACAACAGACUUUAUUAAAAACAACUCUUCUUCUAAAAUAUGACCAAGCAAAAUAGCUCAUAUAUAGUUGAGUAAACUGCUAGAUGAGGGAUGUGAAUUUGGAGAUGGAGUAGACAAUUAAAUGGAGAUGAGGAGAUGAGUCAACAGAGAGGAUACAAUUUAUUGUGCUCUUUUUUUUUUUUUUUUUUUUUUUUUUACCAGAUCCUUAAAACCUGAUAUCAUAUUUAUUCAGUGCCUACCUUAUGCUAGACAUUGUGAUAAUAAUUUCACAGAAUUUAUCUAAUUUAAGCCUAAAAGGCAGUGCUAUUAUUGUCAUCAUUUGAUGGAUGAGGAUGGGAUGACUCACAUAGUUCAUAAGCAGAGCCAAGAUUGGAAUGCAGAUGUGUUUGGCUCCAAUUCUCAUGCUCUAAAUAUUGUGCUUCUUCCCAGUAUUUAGUGUCAGGUUUCUGCCUGCACACCUUAAUGGUUGUGAAGCUUAUCAACUCAUGUAGCAGCCUGUUGCAUAGUAUCAUGGGGAUUUUCUUCGUUGUGAAAAUCUAACCUACUGAUACAUAUCUGCCCAUUAUACAAUAUAACAAUGAUUAGAAUUUCAUUGCUUCUCCAUGAAACUCUUUGAGUGGGAAUCAUAAUUUUACUACAAUUGAGUUUCUUUAGAAAGAACCUAAUUGUUCUUGUUAUUUUCCUCUGAAAGGUGACACAGAUUUAAAAAAAAAAUACAUAUUCUAGUAAUACACAGAAAAACAUUUUAAUCAUCUAUGGUUAGCUUAUAAAAAUAAGCUCCUUGACAGUGGAAUUCAAGCUGAAAGGUUUAAAUAUUUCAGUCUGUGGAUACAGAUAGAUUUUUCUUUCAGCCAGCUCAGUGUCAUUACAGCUACAUCUGGUCAGUCCCGCAAUCCUCAGAAUCCCCAGAAAUCUGAUGAAGAUUCCUAAGGCCUCUCUCUAGUCCUCCCAGACAGAUUAAUUUUGUGGUAGGUUAGGUAGUGAGAACUAGGAAUGGAAACUUUUCUUAGCCCUAUUAGUCUACAAGUCCAAUCUUACUAGGCCCUGCCAUCACUCACAAACUAAACUCAUAUCCUGAGUCCUGUCUAGGUUGAGUGGGCAUGGGAUAAUAGCUGUGCUUUUUUUUUUUUUAUAAUGGUCCUUAGGUCAGUGAUGCCCACAAUUGCUGCAUUCCUCGUUAAUUAAUUCUAACUCUCUCU